CCCUUCCCCUCUUUUUUUCUUUUUUUUUUUUUUUCUUUUUCUUUUCUUUGUUCUUCAAUGAAUAAUAAUACCAUCAACAACAUCUCACCUUGCCAUUUCCAUGGGCAGGAGGCCCAGGACAUCAAUAAUCCACACUCAUACUCCAGGCCAUCCAUAGCAUUUCUCAACAAUGCCUCGCCCUUCUCGCAAACACCCUCUUCGUCGCUUCACCCUUACACGCCGCAACGCUCUUAAGCGUCACGCUUGUCACUUUUUCGACUCCAUUUUAACGUGUUAUAGCUCCAAGAAGCCUGAGACGUAUGAUGAUGCCGCUUUGGCUUCUUCUGCGUCUGUCGUCGAUCAAGAGUUUAUGCCUGAGACUCUAACACCAUCCUUGUGCCAUAACCCAGAUUUGGUGUCUUUGAAGAUCAGCCUGUUGGGUGAUAGCCAGAUUGGGAAGACAACUUUUUUGGUCAAAUAUGUUGGGAAUGAAAUGGAUGAGGAGAAGAGUGAGCAGACAGGAUUGAAGUUGAUGGACAAAACAUUAAUGGUUAGAGGGGCAAGAAUUUAUUAUAGCAUUUGGGAAGUGGAAGGUGAUACCAAAUCUCAAGAUUAUAUUUCAACAGCUUGCAAGGGCUCUGUAGCUAUUCUUUAUAUGUUUGAUCUAACAAGUAGGCGUACUUUAAACAACACUUUAAGAUGGUAUAGACAAGCACGUAGGUGGAAUCAGACAGCAAUUCCAGUUUUGAUAGGAACAAAGUUUGAUGAUUUCAUCCAACUCCCCAUUGAUUUGCAAUGGGCAAUUGCAAGUGAGGCAAGAGCUUACGCCAAGGCACUGAAUGCUACAUUAUUCUUCUCAAGUGCAACUUACAAUAUCAAUGUCAAUAAAAUCUUCAAAUUCAUCACAGCAAAGCUCUUUGACCUGCCAUGGACUAUCGAGCGCAACUUGACGAUUGGAGAGCCCAUAAUCGAUUUCUAGGGUCGAUUCUUCCACCCUACGUACCAAAUCUGGUUCUCUAAAAACUCAUAAAACUAUCAUGUACAAGUAUAAACUGACAUUUUACAUUGUUCAACAACUACAUCCAAUGUAUUGGAGAAAGGCAGAGGGUGUGUCGAACCCCGUCUCCCAUAAUCAAAAUGCACAACAACGGUAGAAAAGCAAUUAGACAGUGUGUAAAUGACAAAAAUACUUAGGUUUGUAGUGUCAUGCGAACUAGAUUAGGCUUGUCAUUGCAAAUGCAGCUUUGAAUCCCUUGAGAAAGAUUAGUUUCUAAUUUCAUGUAUAAUCUUGUGAUCAACCCUCAACAUCUUUCUAUUAGAGAUGAGAAAAUUUUAAGUGUCUCUCAAACCAAACAGCAACAGUUAAAUGUC
Cucumis sativus (cucumber) is the source of this 1350-nucleotide messenger RNA. RefSeq names its product septum-promoting GTP-binding protein 1. The record is from RefSeq and is a predicted model, not a curated record. Lineage: Eukaryota; Viridiplantae; Streptophyta; Magnoliopsida; Cucurbitales; Cucurbitaceae. The transcript is spliced from 6 exons. The coding region runs from base 170 to 958 and encodes 262 amino acids. Gene Ontology annotation, molecular function: GTPase activity; GTP binding.